UUAAUUUUUGAGAUGUAGCUCUGUGUUGUCUUUAUAUAGCGUUGUAUUGCCUUUAUGUAGCUCUAGGUUGUUUAUGUAGCUCUUUAUUGUCUUUAUGUAGCUCUGUGUUGUCUUUAUGUAAAACAAAGCCCUGUCUUUGUUUUAUGUAGCACCAUGAUCCUGGAGAAACGUCUCAUUUGGUUGAAUGUAUAUGGUUGAAAUGACAAUAAAAGCUUCUUGACUUGACUUUUGCUGUUUUUAUGUAGCUCUAUGUUGUCUUUAUGUAGCUCUGUGUUGUCUUUAUGUAGCUGUGCUGUUUUUAUGUAGCUCUGCAUUGUCUUUAUGCAGCGCUAUGUUGUUUUUAUGUAGCUCUGUGUUGUCUUAAUGCAGCGCUGUGUUGUUUUUAUGUAGCUUUGUGUUGUCUUUAUGUAGCUCUGUUUUGUCUUAAUGCAGCGCUGUGUUGCUUUUAUGUAGCUCUGUGUUGUCUUUAUGUAGCUCUGUGUUAUCUUUAUGCAGCGCUGUGUUGUUUUUAUGUAGCUCUGUGUUUUUUCUUUAUGUAGCUUUGUGUAUUUACAUAGCUCUAUGUUGUCUUGUAGCUCUAUGCUCUCUUUAUCUUGUACUGUGUUGUUUUUAUGUAGCUCUGUGUUGCCUCUGUGUUGUAUAUGUAGCCCUUUAUUGUCUUUAUGUAGCUCUGUGUUGUCUUUAUGUAGCUCUAUGUUGUUUAUGUAGCUCUUUAUUGUCUUUAUGUAGCUCUGUGUUGUCUUUAUGUAGCUCUGUGUUGUCUUUAUGUAGCUGUGCUGUUUUUAUGUAGCUCUGUGUUGUCUUUAUGCAGUGCUGUGUUGUUUUUAUGUAGCUCUGUGUUGUCUUUAUGCAGUGCUGUGUUGUUUUUAUGUAGCUCUGUGUUGUCUUUAUGCAGCGCUGUUGUUUUUAUGUAGCUCUGUGUUGUCUUUAUGCAGUGCUGUGUUGUUUUUAUGUAGCUCUGUGUUGUCUUUAUGCAGCACUGUGUUGUUUCUAUGUAGCUCUGUGUUGUCUUCAGAGAUGGGGGACUCGAGUCAUAUGACUUGACUCGAGUCAGACUUAAGUCACAAAUUUGAGACUUGAAACUUGCUUGACAAAUAUUAAAAAAGACUCGACUUGACUUUGACUUGACAUUCAUGACUUGAGACUUGACUCGGACUUGAGAUAAAUGACUCAGAGUUGGGGGACUCGACUUGACUCGAGUCAGACUUAAGUCGCAAAUUUGAGAUUUCCGACUUGCUUGGCAAAUAUUAAAAAAAGACUUGACUUAACUUUGACUUGACAUUCAUAACUUGAGACUUACUUGUGACUUGCACAUGUGUGACUUACUCCCACCUCUGGUUGUCUUUAUGUAGCUCUGUGUUGUCUUUAUUUAGCUCUGUGUUGUCUUUAUGCAGCACUGUGUUGUUUUUAUUUAGCUCUGCGUUGUCUUUAUGUAGCUCUGUGUUGUCUUUAUGCAGAGCUGUGUUGUUUAUGUAGCACUGUGUUGUUUAUGUAGUUCUGUGUUGUCUUGUAGCACUAUGUUGUCUUUAUGCUGCUCUAUGUAGACUUUUGUAGCUCUAUGUUGUCUUUAUGUAACCCUAUGUUGUCUUUAAAUAUUUCUGUGUUGCCUUUAUUUAGCUGUGUUGUCUUUAUGUAGCUCUGUGUUAUUUUAUGUAGCUUCAUGGUUCCAGGAGAAACAUUGCUUUAAUUCACAAUAAAAACUUAAUGACUUGACUUGAGAGAGAUGAUUCACAGUCAUCCACAGCGAGAGAGAAAAUCUGCAGAUUUGAUUAUUUGGCUCAGUGAGUUUUUCCAAUGUCAAUGGUCCACAUUUCCAUCUUGGAUUAUCAUGGAAGACUCUAUUGACAUCAUACUUCAGGACAAAAAGUUACAUCAUGCUUAUGAUAAGCCGAUAUUCAUGGCUGCCUCUGGAGCUAUGCUUAUGGCCUCUUACGGACUUUGGAGAGUUUUUGCUCUCCCUGGUUUUCGAAAAGUGCCAACAAGUCUAAAGGUGCCGUUCUUGCCCUCAAGCAGGGUGCAAACACACAACAUUAUGAAGCUUCUGCAAGGCAGAAGAGGCUGUCUGGCAGAUCUGGGUUCUGGAGAUGGAAGACUGGUGUUUGCUGCCUCGUCAUUGGGCUUCCAGUGUACCGGUUUUGAAAUAAACUCCAUUUUGAUUGGCUAUGCAAGAGCCAGAGCAAGGUGGAUGGGACUUCCAAAUUCUACAGCAAGAUUUGUGAAUGAGGAUUUCUGGAAGACUGAUUUGUCCCGAUAUAAGAAUUUGACAGUCUUCUUGGCACCUGGAGUGAUGGAAGUACUAGGCAGGAAGUUAGAGCAGGAGUUGGAUCAUGAUGCCAGGGUGAUCGCCUGUCGUUUCCCAUUCCCUCACUGGCAUGCUUCAGCAUCAGAGGGAGAAGGACUGGACCAGGCCUGGGCCUACGACAUGGCUACAGUUCGCAGACUCCCAUGAGCAUGAGCUCCAACAAAUCACUGCAAGCCUUUUUUUCACUACUGCCAAAUGGAUAUUUUAAAACCCACAGCAAUUAUUCAAUUUAAGUGAAAUGUUAUAUUAACUUUAGUGACCAUAACAUAUAUUUUUAAUCGAGUAAAAGUGAAAGUAUUAGAUUUUGCAUAAUAAAAAAAGUUGGAAUGCUUUAUUUUAAAUACUGUAUAUACGGCACAAUGAGAAAACCUGUCAGAAGUAGCUAAAUUCUGGGAAAUAUUUCAAAAAGUAUGAAAAUUGCCGUUUCAACAAAUUCAUAUUUUGUUUCCUGCCAGAAUUGUACUUUGACAUCUUUAUUUAAGAAAACAGAAAUAAAUGUACGUAACAAAUCUUUUA
Molecule: messenger RNA, 2818 nt
Organism: Tachysurus vachellii
Lineage: Eukaryota; Metazoa; Chordata; Actinopteri; Siluriformes; Bagridae
Exons: 7
Coding region: 1724-2449 (241 amino acids)
Biological process (GO): regulation of mitochondrial ATP synthesis coupled proton transport; positive regulation of proton-transporting ATP synthase activity, rotational mechanism; peptidyl-lysine trimethylation
Cellular component (GO): mitochondrion
Molecular function (GO): protein-lysine N-methyltransferase activity
Source: RefSeq, a predicted model, not a curated record